CACCAUUUCAAUUCUCUUCUCUUUCUCUCCAAACAAUAAUUCCCCUCUUCACUCUCCUCCUCCGCCGCCGGCCGCCAUGGCUUCACUCGAAAUAGAGUUAGAACAAGACAGUACUACUACUCAGAAACCCAUCCCCGACGACGAAAUUUCUCCAAUCGAACAAGUUCGUCUCACCGUUUCCAAUGAAGAUGAUCCUUCCAUUCCCGUCUGGACCUUCCGAAUGUGGUUUCUAGGUUUACUUUCCUGUAUGAUCCUUUCCUUUCUCAACACCUUCUUCGGUUACCGUACAGAGCCGCUCGUCAUUUCAAUGAUCUCUGUUCAAGUCGCCACACUCCCGAUCGGACGGUUCAUGGCCAAUGUUCUUCCUACGACGACGUUUCGGAUCCCUGGAUUUGGAGAUAGAAAUUUCUCGCUUAAUCCAGGGCCGUUUAAUAUUAAAGAACAUGUGUUGAUUUCGAUUUUUGCUAAUGCUGGUUCUGCUUUUGGUAAUGGAGCUGCUUAUGCAAUUGGAAUUGUGGAUAUUGUUAUGGCGUUUUAUCAUCGGAAAAUCUCGUUCUUAGCUGGUUGGAUUCUUGUUAUUACGACGCAGGUUAUGGGAUAUGGUUGGGCGGGUAUAUUGAGGAAAUACGUUGUGGAUCCUGCGGAAAUGUGGUGGCCGAGUAGUCUAGUGCAGGUCUCUUUGUUCAGAGCGAUGCAUGAAAAAGAUGAAAGUCGAAUGUCAAGAGGGAAAUUUUUCUUGAUAACCUUAAUAUGUAGCUUCUCAUGGUACGUAUUUCCUGGCUAUCUAUUCCCAACUCUAUCGACCAUUUCAUGGGUUUGUUGGAUUUAUCCACGGUCAGUCACAGCCCAGCAACUCGGGUCGGGGAUGCGAGGCCUCGGACUCGGUUCCUUCUCUCUCGACUGGUCCGUCAUCGCGUCCUAUCUCUACAGCCCUCUUAUCAGCCCCUUCUUCGCCACUGUCAAUGUUGCUGUUGGCUACAUUGUUAUUAUGUACAUUAUGCUACCAAUUGCUUACUGGAAAACCAAUGUGUACAAUGCCCAAAACUUCCCUAUCUUCUCCUCUCAUCUUUAUGAUGCAAAAGGUCAGAUUUAUAAUGUUUCCGCCAUUGUUAAUGACAAGUUUGAGAUUGAUAUGGGUGCAUAUGAGAAGCAAGGGAGGAUCAAUCUCAGUGUGUUCUUUUCACUCUCUUAUGGAAUUGGUUUUGCGGCUAUCAUUUCUACACUCUCUCAUGUUGCGCUCUUCAACGGAAAGGAAAUAUAUCAACAGUUCCGAGCUUCUUACAGCGGCAAAGAAGAUAUUCAUACAAAAUUAAUGAAGAAGUACAAGGAUAUACCCAGUUGGUGGUUCCAUUUGCUUCUUCUUUUAUCUAUUAUUUUGUCUCUUGCUUUGUGCAUUUUCAUGAAAGAUGAGAUUCAAAUGCCAUGGUGGGGACUCAUAUUUGCUGCUUUUCUUGCUUUGACUUUUACCCUUCCAAUCAGCAUCAUUACUGCCACUACAAAUCAGUCCCCAGGUCUCAACAUUAUAACAGAGUACUUGAUGGGUAUUAUAUUGCCAGGAAGACCAAUAGCCAAUGUGUGCUUCAAGACCUAUGGAUAUAUAAGCAUGACUCAGGCAGUCUCAUUUCUCAAUGAUUUCAAGCUUGGUCAUUACAUGAAGAUACCCCCAAUUUCCAUGUUCAUUGUUCAGUGCAUAGGAACACUCAUAGCUGGAACAGUAAAUAUCGCAGUUGCCUGGUGGCUACUAACCUCCAUAGAAAACAUUUGUCAAGACCAACUCCUUCCUCCCAACAGCCCGUGGACCUGCCCGGGUGAUCGAGUUUUCUUCGACGCUUCCGUAAUUUGGGGUCUCGUCGGCCCUAAACGAAUCUUCGGUUCUCUCGGUAACUACGCCGCCCUCAACUGGUUCUUCGUCGGCGGUGCGAUUGGCCCUCUCUUAGUUUGGCUUCUUCAAAAGGCUUUCCCUAAUCACAAAUGGAUUUCUCUCAUUAACCUCCCUGUCCUCCUCGGCUCCACCGCCAUCAUGCCGCCGGCUACCGCCGUCAAUUUCAAUUGCUGGAUUAUCGUUGGCACAAUCUUCAAUUUCUUCGUUUUCAGGUACCGGAAAGAGUGGUGGCAGAGAUAUAACUAUGUUUUGUCGGCGGCGUUGGAUGCUGGAUUGGCUUUCAUGGGAGUGCUUCUGUAUUUUACUUUGACUAUGGAAGAUAAAGGCUUGACGUGGUGGGGAUCCGAUGGUGAACAUUGUGAUUUGGCUAAUUGUCCCACCGCUAAAGGUAUUGUUGUUGAUGGUUGCCCUGUUUUCUGA
Cucumis melo (muskmelon) is the source of this 2302-nucleotide messenger RNA. RefSeq names its product oligopeptide transporter 2. Gene Ontology annotation, biological process: transmembrane transport. The coding region runs from base 77 to 2302 and encodes 741 amino acids. NCBI's taxonomy places the organism in Eukaryota, Viridiplantae, Streptophyta, Magnoliopsida, Cucurbitales, Cucurbitaceae. Gene Ontology annotation, molecular function: oligopeptide transmembrane transporter activity. The record is from RefSeq and is a predicted model, not a curated record. The transcript is spliced from 6 exons.